GAUAGGCAGGCCGGACGGGGUACCAGCACCUCAACUUGUCUCUAAGGGACACUGUCCAAACUCCGGAGGUCACGGGCCAAGCUGUGCAAUGGGUGCUGAGGAGGAGGUACAGGUCACAUUAGCAGGGGGAGCACCCUGGGGCUUCCGGCUUCAGGGGGGGGCUGAACAGAAGAAACCUUUACAGGUAUCCAAGAUCCGAAGACGGAGCCAGGCUGGAAGAGCAGGACUCCGAGAGAGGGACCAGCUCUUGGCGAUCAAUGGAGUUUCUUGCACAAACUUCUCCCAUGCCAGUGCCAUGACCCUCAUUGAUGCCUCAGGACAUCAGCUCGUCCUCACUGUGAGGAGGGUAGCAGAUGAAGGGUCUGUGAGAUCUCCAUCUCCAGGGGAGCUUCAAGUGCUGUCACCCCUAUCUCCGCUGAGUCCGGAGCCCCCAGGUGCUCCUGCUCCCCAGGCUUUUCAGCCUGGGAGUCUUCGAUCACCUCCUGACAGUGAAGCUUACUAUGGAGAGACAGACAGUGAUGUUGAUGGCCCUGCCACACAGGAGAAACCCCGCCGAACCCGCCGCCGAGGUCCCACAAGGCCUGUCCCUCCAGGAGCCACACCCGAUGAGGUGUACCUGUCUGACAGUCCUGCAGAACCAGUACCUGCUAAAACUGGCUCUCCCAGCCAGGGUGACAGCCGUGUGAGCUCCCCAUCUUGGGAGGAAGGAACAGCCCUUCAGCCACCACCUGCAGAAGCACUUCUACUACCCCAUGGUCCACUCCGGCCUGGUCCUCAUCUCAUCCCUAUGGUGGGUCCUGUCCCUCACCCAGUGGGAGAAGAUCUUACUACCACCUACACCCAAAAGGCCAAGCAAGCCAAACUGCAACGGGCAGAAAGUCUCCAGGAGAAGAGCGUGAAGGAGGCCAAGACCAAAUGCCGGACCAUUGCAUCCCUGCUAACAGCAGCCCCCAAUCCUCACUCCAAGGGGGUGCUCAUGUUUAAGAAACGGCGGCAGAGAGCCAAGAAGUACACCCUAGUGAGUUUUGGGGCUGCAGCUGGGACAGGAACAGAGGAGGAGGACGGCCUCCCCCCAACGAGUGAGUCGGAGCUGGACGAAGAGGCCUUCUCAGACGCCCGCAGCCUUACUAAUCAGUCCGACUGGGACAGCCCUUAUCUGGACAUGGAGCUGGUCAGGGCUGGCUCAGGAACAACAGAGAGCUCCGGGCUGGGAGGGCAGUUGAGCGAGGUCUCUGGGCGAGGGGUCCAGCUCUUUGAACAGCAGCGCCAACGGACAGCCUCCUGCACCCAGGAUUUGGCUCAGGUGGGCUCAGCAGCCAUGCAAAAUGGGCAAGGUCUGCAGUCACCACCUCGAGCUCAGAGUGCUCCCCCAGAGGCAGCUGUGCACCCACUCAGCCCUUUGCCGGCCCCUGCAGUCAGCCCUAGCCCCUUCUUGCCGGAUGGUGGAGCCCCAAGCCCAGCGCCAAGUAUCUUUAACAGGUCAGCGAGGCCUUUUACCCCAGGUUUACAAGGACAAAGGUCAGGUACCACCUCAGUGAUUUUCAGACCUUUAGCCCCUAAGAGGGUGAACGAAGGCCUGGGAGCCACCAACCCCGCCCCGUCCCCCUUCACAGCCCCUCUGCAGGGGCCCACCCCUCUGCCCAGCUUCAUCACGGGAGUGCCUGGCCACACGCCCGUCUCCGGGGCUCCCAGCACCCCACGCUCCUGCGGUCCCGUAACCGCUACUAGCUCCCUGUACAUCCCAGCCCCGAGCAGGCCCGUUACACCGGGAGGCGCCCCAGAGCCUCCCGCUCCUGCUAGCGCAGCUGCCAUGACCUCCACCGCUUCCAUCUUCUUGUCGGCGCCUCUGAGAAGCUCUGUGCGCCCGGAGGCGCCUGGAACCGCGGCCCCCGGGUCUGCCAGCGCUCGGGAGCAGCGCAUCUCUGUGCCAGCUGCCCGCACUGGCAUCCUGCAGGAGGCCCGGCGCCGGGGCACCCGGAAGCAGAUGUUCCGACCUGGAAAGGAAGAGCCGAAGAACUCGCCCAACCCCGAGCUGCUAUCGCUGGUGCAGAACCUGGAUGAAAAACCUCGGGCGGGUGGUGUGGAAUCUGGUCCGGAGGAGGAUGCUUUAAGCCUUGGAGCUGAAGCCUGUAACUUCAUGCAGCCACUAGGGGGCAAGAGUUACAAGACCUUGUCUCAAGUGCCACCGAAAACCCCGCCUCCAAUGGCUCCCAAAACUCCACCUCCUACAACUCCUAAGACUCCACCCCCUGUGGCUCCUAAACCCGCCUCUCAAGGGCUCCUUGAUGGGCUAGUGAAUGGGUCGACCCCUAUGGCUGGAAUCCCGGAGCUCCCAAGGCUGCAGGGGAGGGGUGGGGAGCUAUUUGCCAAGCGGCAGAGCCGUGCCGACAGGUACGUGGUGGAGGCUACACCUGGCGGUAGCCUUAACCCUGGCCUUCGCCCUAGAAGUCCUUCUCCCACGCCUUCACUGCCCCCAUCGUGGAAAUACUCACCUAACAUCCGUGCCCCACCCCCUAUUGCUUACAACCCACUGCUCUCACCCUUUUUUCCCCAAGCUGCCCGAACUCUCCCCAAUAAGGCCCAAUCCCAGGGUCCUCGGGCGACUCCCAAACAGGGUAUCAAGGCCCUGGAUUUCAUGCGGCAUCAGCCAUACCAACUCAAAACUGCAAUGUUCUGUUUUGAUGAGGUUCCUUCAACUCCUGGCCCCAUUUCAGGGCCUCCCAAAACUGCCCGAGUCCAGGAGAUCCGCAGAUUUUCCACUCCGGCACCCCAGCCCACUGCAGAACCCUUGGUUCCCACUGUUCUUGCCCCCAGAGCGGCUACCACAUUGGAUGAACCAAUUUGGAGGGCAGAGCUGGCCUCACCCCCUGUCACUAACCCAGACCAUCCUCAAGAGUCUCCCAGGAGCUUUGCUGCCACCCCCAGCUCCUGUGGUUUCCAAGUAGCUAGGCCCCGGUUCUCAGCCACCAGAACAGGGUUGCAGGCUCAUGUGUGGAGGCCUGGGGCAGGGCAUCAGUGAACAGGGAAGAGGCCCCAGGACCAAGUAAUGGAACUUAGAGUCCCAGACAUUUCUUCUGCUUUGUCCUACCGGCUUUUUAUCCCUGCAUCGCCUCUUGCAAGAGAUAGUGUUCCCCUUCAGUUUCUCAACUCUGUGCUGCUUGCUGCUUUUUAACCUAUUAUCUUUGCUUUGGUAUCUUCUCUAUAUUUCCCUGCCUGGAUCUCUGGCUUCUCCACCCAGAGGUCUCAGCAGUUUCUCCUCCCCCCCCCC
Molecule: messenger RNA, 3268 nt
Organism: Chionomys nivalis (European snow vole)
Lineage: Eukaryota; Metazoa; Chordata; Mammalia; Rodentia; Cricetidae
Gene: Synpo2l
Product: synaptopodin 2 like
Exons: 4
Coding region: 89-3019 (976 amino acids)
Biological process (GO): positive regulation of actin filament bundle assembly
Cellular component (GO): nucleus; actin cytoskeleton; Z disc
Molecular function (GO): actin binding
Source: RefSeq, a predicted model, not a curated record